Molecule: messenger RNA, 911 nt
Organism: Puntigrus tetrazona (Sumatra barb)
Lineage: Eukaryota; Metazoa; Chordata; Actinopteri; Cypriniformes; Cyprinidae
Gene: micos13
Product: mitochondrial contact site and cristae organizing system subunit 13
Exons: 4
Coding region: 146-481 (111 amino acids)
Biological process (GO): cristae formation
Cellular component (GO): mitochondrial crista junction; MICOS complex
Source: RefSeq, a predicted model, not a curated record
ACGAACUUUAUUGCUACCAGCUCGUGCCGCUGGAGCAAAUGCCCUUGUCAGUGAAGUUCGCUGUUAAGAUAAAGCAAAAUAUCUUGUAGAGCAAGUUUUUAUUUCGCAGUUUUGUGCUUAAUAUCAUACCACUGCUUUUAGCACCAUGGCUGCCAAGAUUUUGCCUGUAAUCAAGUUUGCAACAAAAGUUACCAUUGCAGGUGGUGCCCUAUAUGUUGCAUAUGAUUCAGGACUUCUUGGAGAUGGCAAGGAGGGAUCGGUUGCCUUAGGUCGAGCUAAAGCUGCCGUCCCGCCUGCUGUGGAGGAGUGGAUGAAGUAUUUCGGCUUCGAGCUUCCUGCCACACCCAAAAUCGAGUUCUCGCCACUGGAUGCGUGGAACUCAGGGGUCCAGAAGUCUAUCCAUGCCCUGUCAGUCGGCCCGUCCACAGUUAGUGACUACACAAAACAAGGGCUCCAGUACGUUAAAGACCUCACAAAAUGAGCAUUUAGUACUUUGAAGUUGCUAUUGAACCGUUUCGGUGGAUGAGAAGACUCGCUCACUUCACAAAGUGUUUUUUCCCUUAAUUCUGUUAAGUUUUGAGGAACAACAAGCAGAAUACUUCAAGGUGAAGAUAAUGUGGUACAAAUCAAAUUGUUCUUUUUUAAUUUUUUCCCCGCUUUGGUUACAGAAAUAACAGUUUUGAGGAAAAAAUGGAGAUCCUUAUAAGUGUGUUCUAUCUGUAUAUUGCUGUUCAACUCUCUUAUUUAUUUAAGAAAUCUCUUCCUAGAAGUGUUCAGUUCUGGCAUUGAUCUCCCCCCGCAAUCAUCUGAAAUUCUUUUUAUAUAAGCACUAAAUGACUGCAACUGAGUUUUGUAUAGUUUAUAACCCCGUGUUGCGCCGUCUGAUGUAAAAUAAAUCACGUUAAAUAUUU